This is a messenger RNA of Phymastichus coffea, 2360 nucleotides long. Its product is annotated as large ribosomal subunit protein eL21-like. NCBI's taxonomy places the organism in Eukaryota, Metazoa, Arthropoda, Insecta, Hymenoptera, Eulophidae. The coding region runs from base 1860 to 2339 and encodes 159 amino acids. The record is from RefSeq and is a predicted model, not a curated record. Gene Ontology annotation, molecular function: structural constituent of ribosome. Gene Ontology annotation, cellular component: ribosome; cytosolic large ribosomal subunit. The transcript has 8 exons. Gene Ontology annotation, biological process: translation.
CGAGACGAAUCUAUAUCGUUUGUGUACACCGCAGUUAGCUGUUAUAUUUCUCGUUCCAGUUUCAGUGAUGUUUACAUUUUCGAAAAAGAUUCCGCGAAAACAUUUUUAUUGAAAAGCCGUAAAUACUAUCAGAAUUUUCAAUUAUAAUACACUAGAGCGAAUUGAAACACAGUGAUUAUAUUAGAUGUAUCAUAUAGUUCAUCGAACCAUGGAGACUGUAUACGUCUGCAUGCAUCUAACUCAACUAUUCAUUUUAACCAAUAGUGAAUUGGGAAAAUUCUUGACUGAGCCAAGUUUUUGGAGACCACACUCGCGCCGUCAUGCAAAAUGUAUUCAAUUGCAAAGACAAUAAUACGUUUGCGACUACAUCUCUAGAUAGAACCCUUAAAGUCUAGCAAUUAUGGUGGUAACAAGCCUUACCUUAUCUGUGGUGCUGAUGAUCGUUAUGUUAAAAUUUAGGUUGAUCAGAACAAAACUUGUAUUCAGAAUUUAGAAGGACACAGAAAAUAUUACAAUUAUCUGCUUCUAUCCUGAGUUGCCAAUUAUACUGACUGGAUUAUAGGAUGACACUAUAAGGAUUUGGCAUGCUGGUACCUACAGGCUUGAACUCGUCUCAUCUAUGGCUUUGAAAGAGUUUAGACAAUUACAUCUACAAAAGGUUCUAAUAAUGUAGCUAUUGGUUACAAUGAAGGUAGUGUAAUGCUAAAAGUUGGUUGUGAGGAACCAGCUGUGUCUAUGGAUUCUCUUGGUGGUAAAAUUGUAUGGGAAAAACAUAGUGAUAUUAAGCAGGUCAAUUUGAAAGUACUUGGAGAAGAAGCUCAGGAAGGUGAAAAGUUGUCAUUAAAUGUCAAAGACAUGGGUGUUUGUGAAAUCUAUCCACAAACAAUUCAUCACAAUCCUAAAGGAAGAUUCGUCGUAGUUUUUGAUGAUAGUUUAUUAUUUAUAAGCUUAUAGGCUUGAGAAACAAGGCUUUUGGACAGGCUUUUUGAAGUUGUCUGGGCUGCAGAUUUGAGUUAGUAUGCUGUCAGAGUUUAUCAUACCGAUAUUAAACUGAUCCAAUAUCUGAAGGAGGUAAUAGCUUUGUUCAAAAAUUAUAAAAUAAUCAGUACAGUCUUCAGUAAUUGUAUACAAAGUUGAUCACUUCAGGCUAUUAUUGUUUUCUGAAUAUGGACCAAUGAAUUAGAAUCUUUCACAUCUAAUUUUGCGGAAAAUACAUGCACAUGUAUUGGAUCAUUUACAAAAGCAGCUGCAUAUAAUAGAGUACAAGGGAGAAUGUUAAUUUGCUAUUCUCACAAGAAAAAAUUUGCAAUUUUAGGUAAAAACUCUGAAAAAAUUUCUGAAGCAUGUGCAGUUGAUUAUUGUAAUAAAGAUUAAAUGUUUUUAAUUUUAAAGGCCAUACAGAAUUACAAAAUGUAAAAGACCAUUGUCUUUUAUUAUGGUAUUUAUAUGGUAUUUAGUCUGGAUAGUACAGAAGCUUGCAAACUAAAUGAAUUUUUCAUAGCUAAUUGUAUACAAUGGCGUUAAGACUGUAUUAGUUCAUGAUGAAAUGAAAAUUACUCACAUUAAUGAAUGAAUUGAAAAAAUAUUUACCAGGAAUGAUUCUGUACUGACGAAAUUUUGACUUCAAAAACUCCAUUUAAUUGAAGAUUUUCUGUACUCAUGGAUAAUAUAAACAUUUACAGCUUUUCAAUAAAAAUGUUUUCGCGGAAUCUUUUUUGAAAAUGUAUCACUGAAACUGGAACGAGAAAUAGAACAGCUAACUGCGGACGUAUGUGUACACCCACAGCCAUUAAAACGAAACGAAACGAAACGAAUUACUUUUUCCUAGAGAUUUGGUUAAGCAACUUAAGUGAUCCAAAAUGACAAAUUCCAAGGGUUACCGCAGGGGAACGCGAGACCUGUUCUCGCGGAAGUUCCGUAGACACGGAGUCAUCCCCUUAUCUACCUACAUGAAGGUAUAUAAAGUUGGUGAUAUUGUUGACAUUAAAGGCAAUGGUGCUGUGCAGAAGGGUAUGCCCUAUAAAGUGUACCAUGGCAGGACUGGAAGGGUAUUCAAUGUUACCCAGCAUGCUUUGGGAGUUAUUGUCAACAAAAGAGUGCGUGGACACAUCAUUGCUAAAAGAAUCAAUGUCAGAAUUGAGCACGUUAACCAUUCCAAGUGUAGAGAAGAUUUCUUGACAAGGGUCAAAGAGAAUGAGAAGCUUCGUAAAGAAGCCAAAGAAAAUAGGGUCCAGGUGUCCCUUAAGAGGCAACCAGCCCAACCAAACCUGGCACAUGUUGUAUCUGGCAAAGAUAAGCCACGACUGUUAGCUCCUAUACCCUAUGAAUUUAUAGCAUAAGUUGGAAUAAAUUUAAUUUGU